AGGCCGCUGGUGUUUACAUCGAAACCAGAAGUACUCAGUAGCUCCAACAUGUCAGCCUCUAUAGCACGGGCGACGGUGAGGGCGGUCAGCAGGCGGAAAAUACUGCCAACGAGAGCUGCUUUAACGCUGACGCCUUCGGCCGUGAAUAAAGUCAAACAGCUUUUACAGAAUAAACCAGAUUAUAUCGGUCUGAAGGUUGGCGUUCGAACCAGAGGUUGCAAUGGCCUGACUUACACACUGAACUAUACUAAAGAGAAAGACAAAUCAGACGAGGAGGUGUUACAAGACGACGUGAGAGUGUUCAUCGAGAAGAAGGCUCAGCUGACGCUGCUCGGCACAGAGAUGGAUUUCGUCGAAUCGAAGCUUUCCAGCGAGUUCGUGUUCAACAAUCCCAACAUUAAAGGGACGUGUGGUUGCGGGGAAAGCUUCAACAUAUGAACCUCGCCGCGUGUUUGGCUUCACCUAGAGCUCGAGCCCUGCAGGACAUCCAGGACACAUCCUAGAUCCAGAUCCAGACAGACAUCUAGAAGACUGAAGAGCAGAAGAGCGUUCAGAUCCACUGUAACCGGUUUCAUCUGUUCAUCACACACUUCACUGAGCAGCUUGAUGUGUGUAUGCACUCAGAGACACACUCCAUGUUCCUGCAUGGAGAGUAAUCUAGUAUUAGUUUUGGUCCCUUCUCGUCCGCUGGCUCUUUUGAUUAUCCUGAUGAGCCGAACCUGCUGGAUAUGGUAACACGUCCUCGGGGCUCGUGUGCUUUCUCGUGGCUAUGUGGUGCACAUCUGUAACCAUCUGCAUAAUAUUAGAAGAUUAUUAUUAACCUGGCACUUUCCGCAGGCCACUUGUUGUCAUUUAACCCUGUAAUAACACGCAGGACAGGAACUGAUGCCAAGUUUGGAAAUGUUAUUGUCUGAUAUGUACAUAACAGUGUAAAAGCCUGGACUGUCUCUUAACGCACAAAUAAACUUCCAUUCUACUCCAGUA
Messenger RNA from Carassius gibelio (silver crucian carp), 984 nucleotides. RefSeq names its product iron-sulfur cluster assembly 1 homolog, mitochondrial. Bases 49 to 438 code for a protein of 129 amino acids. The transcript has 4 exons. Lineage: Eukaryota; Metazoa; Chordata; Actinopteri; Cypriniformes; Cyprinidae. Gene Ontology annotation, biological process: iron-sulfur cluster assembly. The record is from RefSeq and is a predicted model, not a curated record. Gene Ontology annotation, molecular function: 2 iron, 2 sulfur cluster binding. Gene Ontology annotation, cellular component: mitochondrion; cytoplasm.